This is a messenger RNA of Rhinichthys klamathensis goyatoka, 1279 nucleotides long. RefSeq names its product nucleolar protein 7 (gene nol7). The coding region runs from base 1 to 834 and encodes 277 amino acids. The record is from RefSeq and is a predicted model, not a curated record. Gene Ontology annotation, molecular function: RNA binding. Lineage: Eukaryota; Metazoa; Chordata; Actinopteri; Cypriniformes; Leuciscidae. Gene Ontology annotation, cellular component: nucleus. The transcript is spliced from 9 exons.
AUGUCACAAACACACAGUAAAAGAAAGGCUAUUAUUAUAAACUCCGCCAUUUGCAUCCGUUUGUUUACGAGCAGAUGUUGCAGGGACAUCCGAACCACCAGAUGGCAGCAUCUAUUGCAGUCAAUACUUGUGACUUUAGUCGGUCUGUCUUUAAUGUAUGUUCGGCGUUGUUGGUGUUUAAUAUGGCGAAUUCCGUACAACGUGUGUUCUAAAGUCAGGUUUACUUCACUUAAAGAGACUAACAAAAUGUCUGAAUUGGCACAGAGUCAGUUUGAGUCCAGUGAUGAUGAACUUCCCGAGGAGGUCGCCUUUGAUGCGUCCAAAAGUGCUGCUCUGAAGAGCGUUAAAGAUGCACUGGAGUCAGCUAAAAGAGAGAAGAACCUAUUGAAGGAGAAACGAAGGAAAAGACAACAGUUGUUUCAAGAACAAAAGACGAGAAAACGUCUUCCUGAAGACCUCCUGGAGGAAUUUGAUACAGAACCCCAAAAACCUGCUGUGUUAUCAGACAACGUCAAAGAUGAGGAGGAGACAAAUGUCACGUCAGAAACAAACUCUAAAAGUUUACCAGACAGUUACAGUGUAAAGAGAGUGAAGGAUGAAUCCGCUGCCAAAUCACUGCAACAAAGCGCAAUUGACUUCAUUCAGUCCCGCCUUUACGGACCAGGAACCAAAAGAACAAGCAAUGCAGAGCUUCUGUCCCUCAAAAUGAAAAAGGGUGCCAGACAAGGUGCAUCUGUGGAGUUUGUGAAUAAAAAAUAUGGUGCCGACUUAAAAAAGAAGAUCACAAAGUCCAAUAAAAGGUUUAUACACAAACAGAAAAUGGUUCCUUCCUGAGAUCUAAAACAGGGGAUUAAUAAUUAUUACACAUGAGAACUGUAACCUUCCUUAACUUAGGGAGCUUAGCUAUUUUUGACCAUAUGGAUCACAUUUUACAAAAGGACACCUUUAAUUUAGUACCUUUUCCGUUAACGCAGUUAAAAAAUAUUAUCAAAUAAAAUUCAGUCUCUACUCAUUCAAAUAGAAAUGACUAUGUUCUUCCAUCUUUUUCAAAUCAAAAGUAAAAAAAAAAAUGGCUGAAGCUGAAUGUUCUUCAUGUUUGCAUAUUUAAUGUACACUUUAAUAAAUGUAAACCUGAUCUAAGGCCUGACAUUUCUUGUUUUAGUUACGUUUUACAUUCAUUUGACUAUUGUAACUAUAUGACUGUAAUGAUCAAAUGGACAAAUCAUGGAGGUGUCAUUUCAAAACGUUAACAUAUGUAAUAAAACUUGUUUUGCCAUUA